AUCGAACUCAUUAUAGCGAGUUGUUUUUCCCUGAUCUCUUGCCGUAGCGUGUAUCACGAAAUAUCGUACGUGCGACUUGGAAGGUGACAAAGAAAUAAACCAGACAAGACGCAAUGUCCGGGGGCGUUCUUUGUGCUCGGACCAGGUCUGUCUUAUCUCACUCAGCACGUCGUCAUGUAUUAGUUGGUCUCAGGGCUGGAAGGUCCAGACCCUUCUCUGCUGCCAGCUCAGAUGAACCCUAUGUUACUGUAUCAACCAUGGACUCAGGGCCCAGGACAGUGUGGCCUGAUGAGAACAUGGGACCAUUUGGACCUCAGGACCAACGUUUCCAGUUACCCGGAAAUGUUGGCUUCGACUGUCACUUGGAGGGAGUGGCAGAACAGAAAACAAAUCCGGUUCAGAGGACUGUACCUGAUGUACUGACCGCACCAAGCAGCACAGAAAGACAUCAAUUUAUACUGGCCCAGUUUGUCAAUGAGUUCCAGGGUAAACCGAGUCCCGUAUUCAUGAAAGUCCACAAAGCAGAGCAGUACUUUAUCCACACAGAGACACCGACAGAAUUACAGACAGAGACAAAGACAGAGACAGACUGUUCUAUAAACUCCUGCCCCGAGUUGCUGAGAAAAGAUCUGGAGAUGAUGUUCCCCUCAGCUCCUGCCUCUUCCAUCACUGUGGUCACAGUGACACACAGACAAAGCAGCAGUGAGGAGGUUGCACAGCCAGAUUCAGAUCAGCUUCUUAACACAUUUGUGAGUGGAGCAAAGGAGAUGUGCCUCGCUCUGUGGACAGCAGGUUACUGGGCCGAUUUCAUCGACCCCAACACAGGAACAGCAUUCUUUGCGUCUCCAUUAAGAGAGUCUCCUUCACAAUCAGAGGACAAACAGAAAGAGAUGAGGCAUUUAGGUUUUCACAUCGAGGUUUCAGGCUCCUGCACUGUGAUCCGACACGUCUUGAAAGGAACUCCUUUGUUUACAGGGACUGUUUUCACAAAUGCACCAACCAACAGCACCACAAUAGCUCGACUACAAGGACUGUUAAUCACUACAGAGGAUGAGGAGUAGAUUAUUUUCCUAUAUUUAUCAGAGAAAAGAAUGAGGAAGACCCUCCUAUUUAUAGUGUAACGAUGAAUGUGUAGCUGCUGCUAAGUCCUGACAAGUGUGACUAACAGGACUUAGGACAGAAUACUUCAUUGACAAGGAAAGAGUUUCCAAAAGACCACAUUUUAGUCACCUUGUUUUUAUGAUUGAAGUGGCGGCAACUUAAAAUCAGGCAGAGCAACUUGAAUAAGUUGUAUUUAUAUAUUUUCCUGUUUCCUGUUUUUAAUGUGAAUGAAAUGAAGCUGCACAUUCGUGUCAGAGCUGAUGAGAGAAAAAUAAAACAGCUGUGAUACUUCACACUUCCUUUCAUUGCAUGUUUGUAGAGGCUGGUUUAUUUUUAUUGUUUAUAUGAUAAACACAUUAAAAGUAACUUAAAAUAAUGA
Messenger RNA from Cynoglossus semilaevis (tongue sole), 1480 nucleotides. RefSeq names its product metabolism of cobalamin associated Da (gene mmadhca). Lineage: Eukaryota; Metazoa; Chordata; Actinopteri; Pleuronectiformes; Cynoglossidae. Bases 114 to 1061 code for a protein of 315 amino acids. Gene Ontology annotation, biological process: cobalamin metabolic process. Gene Ontology annotation, cellular component: mitochondrion. The record is from RefSeq and is a predicted model, not a curated record. The transcript is spliced from 8 exons.